Molecule: messenger RNA, 1795 nt
Organism: Filobasidium floriforme
Lineage: Eukaryota; Fungi; Basidiomycota; Tremellomycetes; Filobasidiales; Filobasidiaceae
Exons: 4
Coding region: 363-1682 (439 amino acids)
Source: RefSeq, a predicted model, not a curated record
GGUUAUAUCAUCAUGGGGGGGGGGAAGAGAGUGGACGACGCGACUCGCGAGGCGUGAGAAAGCGAAAACAAGGAGAAACGCGUGAGAAAGGGGAGAGGAAAGCAACGGGGGGCGACGGGCCCGAUCCCCAGCAGCGCUUCACCGCUCCACCCGCUUUCCAGCGCUCCUCGGCCUGUCGGACUUAACGCAAGACACGAUCACAACAAACACGAGCACGCAGCACGCAGAGACGUGGAAUGGAGGACUUCUCGACAUCAACGUAUCAAAACACACACUCGACCGUCACAUUCAGAUCGUCAAAAGCCCACAACACUCGCAUCGCCCUUCCAAUCAACUCGUGAUCCCUUUCGAACUACCAAAUCAUGGCCCCCAAAUUCUCUCCCUCUCAGCUCACCGCGGUCGACUCGACGAGCAAGCCCAGCCGUCACGUCUGCUUGUACGGACGGGCAAUCUUGGGCAAUCUAGCGGACCUCAAACCAAGCACGACGACGACUGCUGAUAUCGAUCGACUACGCAAGAAGGCCGAGCACGUCAUUCAGUCCGUGGAGAAGGACUUGGAUAUCAAGCUUCAGUCCGACGCUUUCGCCUUCAUCCGUUUCGGUCGGGAGGCCCAGGCUCAGGAGAUGCCGGGCUUGAUCUUCUGCGCCCGCGGUGACAGCGCCGCGGCCAACAAGGACCGUGCCGCCGCCGAGAUUGCAAGAUUGCUCGCUUUGCAAGAUUUCACCAGAUUCGGGCAAGGUUUGAAAUGCGUUCAGGUGUACUCGCCCGGGGGUUACUUUGGUAAACUCACCGUAGAAUUGGCUGGGACCGAUAUCACCCCGGCUGCUCGUACUGCAGUGGCGGAGAAGGUCGCGACGAUGGCUGGGUUGGGCACUCCUACCCAUAUCUUGCACAAGGUAGAAGACGACGCGAAGCAGAUCUUCCACGUCGAGUACCGAAUCAGCGACUCGGACGACGUCACCGCCACGGAGGAUUCAUGUAGGAAGCGGUUGCAAGCGGCUGCGACUCGGCUUAAACAGGGUCUUCGGGGGGAGUGCACGGCCGUCUGGCCCCACCCCCAUCGUCGUAACGUUCAUUGGUGCGGACCCAAGGAGCUUUUGAAGAAGGGCGGCACUUGGGAUCAGGGCGAGACGUUCGUUCGAAAGUACGGUGCGAAAUCCCAGCCAUCCUCUGGGCCAUCCGCUGCGCCUUCGCCUUCCGCUGCGCCUUCCGCUGGGCCACCCUCUCGGCCAUCCUCUCGGCCGACCGCUGCGCCAUCGGCUGGACCAUCCUCUCAGCCGUCCGCUGCACCAUCGGCUGGGCCUUCCUCUCGGCCAUCCGCUUCUCGGCCAUCUGCUGCGCCGACCGUCACGACGACGAUGGGCUUCGGAUCGCUCGCUGUCACUGUGACCGAGGGCAAGGGCAAGGGGAAGAAACAGGGACGCGCUAGGGAGAUUAGCGAAAACUCCCAGGUCAAGGAGCUUGUCCCCCGCAAGAAGCGCAACCUGCCGGAGCCCGAAAUCCGUCCUGCUGUUUCUGAGCAGCCCGCCGCCGGACCUGCUAUCGAGCCGGUAGCCACCCUCGAACGUCUUGAUGCCGAGUUGGAGGAUGUUCAAAGAAGGAGGAAAGCAGCCUUGGAGGACCUGUUGAGGGUCCAGGAGGCUGAGGCCGCGAAGACUCGAGAGAGGUUGAACGGGUUGUAGUCGGGUGUGGGGGGGGGGGUCGCGUCACCUCCGCGGGUCUACAGAUCAACAGACAUUGUAUUUUGUAUGAAAUCUUAUACCGAUGUAACUCGACUGACCUUAUUCAAUUCGUA